AUGCGCACCAUCCAUCAGCAGGCACACACAUCUAACAGUGGAGAGAGAGGUGAAGGACCGAACUAUCUACACGAGGGAGAGGAAGUCGUUGACUUGACGACGCAGGGAGGAAGUGAUCUCAGGGCAGCGGAUGGAGGUGAGCUUUGCAUGACACUACACGUAAAUGAGCUGGAUUUAAAUAGAGUUGCUCUAGAUCCAAAUCAUCAAGUGGCUGGGUUGCGAGUUAUUCUGCAGAAGGAGCUCCGUAAUAGUGACAUAAGCCAGCUUGGGAGAAUUGUUCUCCCGAAGAAAGAGUCGGAGGCUUACCUCCCAAUUCUGACAUCAAAGGAUGGCAGAAGUCUACGCAUGCAUGAUUUGCUAAAUGCACAACUGUGGACAUUCAAGUACAGCAUAUCCACUACAAUGACACAGUUUAUUAUCUCCGUACAGAUACUGGCCCAACAACAAGAGCAGGAUGUCAUCCGAGCAAAGAAGGCGGGAGAUGAUCUAGUUGCUUCUUUGCCACAAUUCCAUGAGCAUAUCUCUUCCAUUCUGCCAAUUCCAGAAGUUGAUGACUAUGUGUCUCUAAUCCCACCACCAGCUGACAUCUCUGCCUUUGCGCCACAAGCUGAUGAGAAUUACGAGAUGUUCGAUGGGAUUUUCAACUCUCUACCAGAGAUACCGGUAGCCAAUGUGAGGUACUCAGACUUCUUCGACCCAUUCAGUGAUUGUAUGGACAUGUCGAAUCCCGGCCUGAACGCCAACAACUCAGCUAACCUUGCCAGUCAUUUCCAUGAUGAGAGGACUGGGCUUUCUUUGUUUCCCAACCCAAAGUCUGGGCCUCUGAUGUGA
This is a messenger RNA of Triticum turgidum subsp. durum (durum wheat), 831 nucleotides long. NCBI's taxonomy places the organism in Eukaryota, Viridiplantae, Streptophyta, Magnoliopsida, Poales, Poaceae. The record is from the annotation of a GenBank genome assembly.